Messenger RNA from Marchantia polymorpha subsp. ruderalis, 3771 nucleotides. NCBI's taxonomy places the organism in Eukaryota, Viridiplantae, Streptophyta, Marchantiopsida, Marchantiales, Marchantiaceae. The record is from the annotation of a GenBank genome assembly.
GCAUUAGGACGCAUUGGCUUUACAUCUCGAGCUAGGCAGCAUGUGGGCAGGGGCUGAGGUGCAGCUUGAGCUGGGAGUAAUUCGUGGGGAUUACGUGAGAGCGUGUGUCACCAGUGUCGGGCAUAGUGAAUGGUGAGAUUCGUGUGAGGAUGUGGGGGAGGUGUAGGUCCACAUUCCCUGCUCGUCUCGCUCCCACGUCCGGAAAACCGGCAGCGGAAGCUGCAGCUCGGAACAAGGAAGUUGCUGCAUGAUUGCCUUGGGCCGCGGUGCUCGCGAGCGAUCGCUCUCACACGCCUUCUAAUGCUCGUCAUUCAGUCCCAUCAGGCAAGGGCGAACUGUCUGCCUGUCCACACAGUGGGAACGCGAGGAGAGAGAAAGGGAGGGGGGGACAUAGAUCCAUGGUGCUGGUGAUCGGUAAUCUCGUGCAGGAGUAGCAGCAGCUUCAGCUGCAGCAGGGGUCAUCCAGUUAGCAUUUCUUGAUUCUUGACCUGCAGUGUUGCACUCCUAUACCUCACCCGGAUCUCUCUCCCUCUCUCUCCAGACAUCUUCCUAAUUCCGUAUUCCAUCCUCGGAGGCAUUCUUUCUAUUUCCGCCCCUUGGCAAUAAAUCAAGCUUCCAACGACGAAUUCCAUCCGCCCUCUCUUAUAAUUAAGCUCUGCAGAUUUGCAGCUCACGCAGAGCGCGCACAGCGGCCCGGACAGAUUGGGAAUCGGAGCACAUCGAGAGGUUCAAUUCGACCGAAAGGAACUCGGAUUCUGCGAGGUGUGGACUCGAGCCAGGCAACCUGGAAGAGAGCGGCGGUGGGAUUCGGUGCGGGCCGGGGGCCGGGGGCUGGAGUCGCGUAUAUGUUGAUGUCCUGACAGAAGUCUGAGCACGGAAUUGCAGAUUUACGAGGCCGAUCGAACAUGUGUGAAGCACACGCGGGCCGGCCAAGUGAGAAAUUGCAGGUGCAGGGGGUGGGAAAUUAGAAAAACUCGAGGCGAGGCCGAAUUCGAGCGGGUCUGAGAGGGAGCGAUCGCGCAGUCGACGACAUUGCUCUGGUCCUUCCGGGGCCGGGCGCCGGGCACGAUCUGCGAGUGCCCGGGAGGAGGCAGGGCAGCAAAUGCAGGAGAGCCCUCGCGAUGGUGGUCUUCGCACCCACCAAGCCGAGCCGCUCGCUGUGCUACAGGCCGGCCAUCAUCUCCACCACGCUGGGCGUGCUCUUCCUCGUCUACCUCACGACGGUGCUGCUGUUCCCCAAGGUGCCCAACAUCAUCGCGCCGUCGAGCUCCUUCUCUGAGACGGGCUCGCUCAACAGCAUCUUCAGCGGCCCGACGGAGGCGCUGUCGCCCGCCGUCGAGCGCCUCGUCGCCGAUCUGCGCCGCGCCACGCAGGAAGCCGAGCGCGGAGGCGUCCCGUUCUCGUACACGGCCAAAGAGCGCGAGCGCUGGCUCGAGCGCAACCCCUGCCGCGCGCGCAGCGAGCUGCCCCCGCUCUACGCGCGCCGGCGCGUGCAGGAUGUCGCGCCGAACCCGCAGUGGCAGGCCGUGCUGGCCGAGUACGCGACGCUGCACCGCACCUGCGUGCGCAAAAUCGCCAACCUGACCGACUACUUCGUGACGGGCGCGGACGUGCCCGGGUGCAAAUUCAUGACGGGCGAGUCGCUCUUCGGCCUGGGCAACAAGCUGACCUUCGCGGCGUCGCUGGUGCUGUAUGCCAUCCUGACGCAGCGCGUGGUGCUGUUCCCGGAGUGGAGCUCGUCCAUGCCCGUGACGAUGUGCGAGCCCUUCGAGGGCUCGUCGUGGAAGGUGCCAACGGGGCUUGAGUUUCUGAGCAAGCGCCCCAUGUCGCCCAUGGGCGUGAACGAGCUCCGGUCGACGAACGCGACGGACCGGCUGCUGGCCUGGGUCGACCUCGAGCGCAAGCACUGGACCAAUGCCAGCGCCGCGAACCUGGCCGGCAAGAUGUACUACGCGGAGCUCGACGACGGCUGGCAGCCGGUAGACCGGUUCUGGUGCGACGCCGAGCAGGAGGUCGCGUCGCACGUCCGGUGGAUGUCGAUGGCCGGCUGCUUCUACUUCGUGCCCAAGCUUUUCGCCAUCCCCCGGUUCCAGCCCACGCUGGAGGCCCUCUUCCCCGACAAGCUGGCGCUGACUCACAUCCUGCGCUCCGUCUUCCUGCCUUACGACGCCGCGUGGGAUCGCGUCAAGCGCAUCGACGACAUGUUCCUCGAGAAGGCGGACAAGCGCGUCAGCAUCCAGGUCCGCUACCGCAUGGGCGAGUACGAGCACACGCAGCUGAGUCAGGGCGUGAAUCAGCACAUCACCAGCUGCCUGCUGGACAACGGAAUUCUGCCGAACGUGACGCAGUUCUUCUCGCCCGAGCUGCAGCGCGGUUUGCCGCGGCCCGCGCCCAUAAUCAAGGUGCUCAUCACGUCGCUGUAUCUCGACCUGCAGGACCAUCUGUCGGAGAUGUAUCUGCGCCACCAGACCGUCACGGGCGAGAGCGUGGGCCUGCUGCAGCUGACCCACGACGACGAGCAGCGCUGGGGGCUCGAGCCCGACACGCAGGCGCUGGUCGAGGUCAUCCUGCUCAGCCUCUCGGACACCAUGCUCGUCACGCCGCUCUCGACCUUCGGCGGCGUGGCGCAGGCCUACGGCGGCCUGCGCCCCUUCAUCAUCGAGCAGUCGAAGCGCGAGGGCGGCUCGUGCGUGCGCGCCGACUCCGUCGACAUGUGCUACCAGCAGGCCUCGACGACUUACGACUGCCCCCACGACAAGCGCCGCCACGAGAAGGAGAUCAGCGACGUCGUGCCAUACAUUCAGAAGUGCAUGGCCGUGGAUUCGUCGACCGGCGUGCACCUCAUCACGAGCUGAAUCUGAGCGCCUCGAUGGAUGCACUCGCGAUUGAUUGCACUUUUCUGGAGCCAGAUCGAUCGACCAGAAGAUGAAGAAGUCGAUGAAGACGACUCGUUGGUGCCUGAGAUUGGAGCCCGGUCGAGGGCGAGUCUCCGGCGCGUCGGCCGCAUGUUCGUCGGCCGAGCACAGCAGCUGCGAAAGUUGGGAGUGAGCAGGUUGCGACAACAACCACAAUUGUGACAAUAGGACUCUUACAUCUGACAAUAACAAUCACCUCCUCCCGUUUCCCGCCCGUCCGCGUCGAUCUUCGUCCCCGAUCCGGGACUACAGGUGGUUGGUGAAUGUACAGUACGAUACAGUAGUGGUUUGUAAAUCUAGCAGCAGAUAUAUGUUUAUCGAUUCUUUCUCAAUUCUUCGACCCGGAAUUGACCUGCCCAUCCUCCCGCACAUCGAGCACGGAUGAUGGCUGAAGUGGCAACCUAUUCAAAUUUCUGAAAAUUAGGACACGGAUCUCUCUCGACAGUACCAGCUGAGCUUUGAUCUUGUAAGGUUUCGUUCGAAGCACCAUCGCCUCGAUCCUCGGCGACCGAUGCCACGGUGAAUUUUUGUUACUCGUCGGGCUUGGUGAUGGAAUGGUGGUCCGUUGGAAAUGAGGGUGCAUUACUCUCGAAAAAUGCUGUAGGCUGGUUUGAUAUGAUCACUCGACUGAUGACGAACAAGAUGAUGAUGAUGACGUUGUUGUUUCUGAGCCCCGCUCUUCGAGACUCAGAAAGUUAGUUAGUACCGAUUACCAUCUUGGCCAUCGAGACCCGCUUCGGUGGUUUGCAGCCUGCAAUUGCAAGCGCACCCUGGGGAGCGGAGAGUUUUUGGAAAUCUAUUGUCCAGGGCUACUCAAGAACUAUUUUUUACCAAAUAAAAGCUCCAUUUAGCACGC